Molecule: messenger RNA, 768 nt
Organism: Caenorhabditis remanei
Lineage: Eukaryota; Metazoa; Nematoda; Chromadorea; Rhabditida; Rhabditidae
Exons: 4
Coding region: 1-768 (255 amino acids)
Molecular function (GO): protein binding
Source: RefSeq, a predicted model, not a curated record
AUGUCUGGAUCAUCUAGCCCAGCCGUUGGGGAAAGAGCUGGAGGUGCUUCUCCUGCUGAGAAAAAAAGAAGAUUCGCUGGUGCUUCGGACUUCUCCGAUGUCGUCUUGGAAGUAUGCGGCACCAAGUUUCACGUAAACAAACAACAGCUUGCAAGACACUCGAAAUUCUUUCACAAAAAGUUCUAUGAAGAACACAAAGUGGAUACUAGUGAACCAGUCAAAAUUUUCUGCUUCAAAGAGGAUUUCGAAGAAUUGUUGGAACUGAUGUACGGGUACAGCAAUGUAAACGCAAGAAACAUCAGAACCAUCAUUCACUGGGCGUCCCACUAUGAGUGCGAAGACCUCAUCAAACGAUGCGGGGAUUUCCUUAUGGAGGAUACCAAAAUCACCAAGGCAGAGCGGUUCGAGUGGGCUCUCCGUUUCAAGAUCGACUACUUGAAAAAAAAAAUGCUGGCGGAGAUCACGACCAUCGAAGAGUUGAGGUCGUUGCUUAAGAUGAAUGAUCUCGAAAGCUACAGUCACGAGGACACAACCACUCUCCUCAAAAUGGCACUAGAGUUGCCCAGAAGAGGAGCAGCUAAGCCGCGCAAAGAGGAGGCACAUGAGCCAAUUCAAGCUUCAAUGUCCCGGGUCCAGAACAAUGGACAAGAUAAGGAGGCCAAACGCAGAAUUGUUCCGGUCAUUGAUAUCGAUGGGCCGGAAGUGAAUAAUGCUCCUUCGAUCCGUCAUCUCCUCAACCUCCACAACAACUGGAGACGAGAGGACUAA